CUCCAUCUAGUGGUUGUACAGAAAUAUACCCAGGAAACCGAACGCAGCACAAGUUCACUCAGUAGACUCGAAUUUAGUUUCGAGUUUUUCCUCAACUGAUCUGAGUGUUUUUUUUUUCUCUUUCUGAGUUUAUCUUUUUGAACUUUAAGUUAAACAUAAAUGCUUCACGCGCGAUAAAAUUGUACAAAACGUGCUCCUUGAACGAGGAUUUUAAGCCAUAAAACAGACCAAAGGUCAGAAUUCCUUGAACGCUUCCUGCCACGAUCCUACCUUACCAUGAAACCCACAACGAAUUAUCAGAUUUCAUAACGCACUUUUCUGAAGUAAAUAACUUUUAAUAUACAAGUUUUUGGAGUGACUACAUCAAGACAGUGACUCGAAAAUGGCAGAAGCUAUUCUAGAUCACGACCAGUACAGCUGCUCUGUGUGUCUGGACUUACUGAGGGAUCCCGUGACAAUUCCUUGCGGACACAGUUACUGCAUGAGCUGCAUCAAUGAGUGCUGGAAUAAGGACCAGAAAGCACCAUAUAAAUGUCCACAGUGCAGACAUACCUUUAGUUCAAAGCCUCCACUGAACAGAAGUACAGUCCUUGCUGAGCUUAUGGAGAAAUUGAGGGCCCAAGAGUCUCCUCAAAGUCCUGCAGGACCUGGAGAGAUUGCGUGUGAUUUCUGUGUUGGAGAAAGCAUCAAAGCUGUCAAGUCUUGCAUGGAGUGUCGAGCAUCUUACUGUGAAUUACAUGUACAGCCACACUAUAAUGUUCCUGCUUUGAGGAAACACGUGCUGGUGAAAGCGUCCACCAUCCCAGUUUGCUCCAAACACGACAAGCUCCUGGAGGUCUACUGUCGAACCGACCAGACCUGUGUCUGCGCACACUGCUUAAUGGAUGACCACAAGGGCCACGACACAGUGCCAUCCACAACAGAGCGCAAGGAGAAAGAGUUGAAACUCUCAGACACUCAAACAAAAGUCAAAAAGACAAUCCAGGCCAAAGAAAAAGAGCUGCAGAAUAUGAAAAUGGACAUCUCAUCCCAUUCAGACUCUGCAUUGAAGGCCAUCAAGAACAGCAAGAAGGCAUUCGCAGAAUUAGUCAAGCUUAUUGAGAAAAAAAGCAGUGAGGUGAUUGAAAAGAUAAAAGCUCAAGAAAAGGCUGAUCUGGAUGAAGGUGAAAAAAUACAAGAAAAGCUGAAGGGUGAAAUUGCUGAUCUGAAGAAGAGGGAAGGAGUCCUUGAGGAUCUUUUACAGACAGACAACAACAUCCAGUUUCUUCAGAAUUAUGAGUCUGUGUCCCCUUCAUCUGGAUCUAAUGACUUUUGCAAUCUCUCAUUUCAACCAUGCUGCUCAUUUGAGGAAGUGAGUCAACUUGUUUGUGAACUUACUAAGAAACUGGAGAAAACGUGCAUGCAGGAAAUUAACCAAACAAUAAAUAAAGUUUCAGAUUUGUCUAUAAAGACGCCUUCAUUUGACAUUAAAGUUGGAGACAAUGUUCGUGUAAAGCCAUCUGUUCUUACUCCAACACACAAAUGGGGAUCAGUUACUCACAAAAGCAUUGGUGUUGUUAAAAAAAUUCAGGGCGAGUUUUUGACUGUAGAUUUCCCUGAACAAAAAAACUGGACUGGUGUAGUUUUAGAAAUGGAGAAUGUGACCAGUGCUGGUUCAGAUUUGGCAACACCAAAUGCUUCCGUCAACAUUAAGGUUGGGGACAGGGUCAAGGUGAAACCUUCAGUGACAACUCCAGAACAUAACUGGGGUAGAAACGUCACACAUAAGAGUGUGGGUGUGGUAAAAGCAAUUAAAGAUGAUGACAGUCUGCUUGUUGACUUUCCUGGACAUGCAAACUGGAAAGGAAUUCUAUCUGAAAUGGAACUAGCAAAUGAUGAUGAUGAUGAUGAUGAAUCUGGAUCUGCAAGCCAGGACUCCAAUAUUAAGAUUGGAGACAAAGUCCGUGUGAAACCGUCAGUUGUUACUCCAGCUCACAAAUGGGGAGCAGUCACUCACAAAAGCAUUGGGAUUGUUAAAAAAAUUCAGGGGGACUCUUUAACUGUAGAUUUCUCUGAGCAAAAAAACUGGACUGGUAUACUUUCAGAAAUGGAGAUUGUGGCCAAUGCUUCAGGUUUAGCUGACAUGAAGGUUGGAGACCGAGUCAGAGUGAAAGCUUCUGUUACCACUCCAAUGCAUAACUGGGGAUCUAAUGUCACUCAUAAGAGUGUUGGUGUGAUAAAAGAAAUUAAAAUUGAUGACAGUCUUAUCAUUGACUUUCCUGAUCAUGCCAAUUGGAAAGGAAUUCUCUCAGAAAUGGAGCUAGUAACCAAUGAUGAUGAGUCUGGGUCUUUAAGUAUGCUGUCCAGUAUUAAGAUUGGAGACAAAGUCCGUGUAAAGGCAUCAGUUAUUACUCCAACACACAAAUGGGGAGCAGUCACUCACAAAAGCAUUGGUUUGGUUCUGAAAAUUCAGGGAGAUUCUAUUGUUGUAGAUUUUCCUGAACAUAAAAAAUGGACUGGUGUAGUUUCAGAAAUGGAACUUGUAACUGCCUCAGAUUUGUCAACAAGAAGUCUUUCAGUUGACAUUAAGGUUGGAGAUAAAGUCAGAGUGAAACCUUCCAUUACCAACCCUAAACAUAACUGGGGUGGAUACGUCACACACAGCAGUGUGGGUGUAGUAAAAGAUAUCAAAUCUGAGGAUGUGAUCGUGGAUUUUCCAACACACAAAGGCUGGAAAGGCAUUCUCUCCGAGAUGGAGUUGAUAAAUGAUUCAGAUGCCAACAUCUAGAUCUUGGUGAUGUGACUGGGGACUCUGCUGCUCAUCUGUUGCUUGAGUCUUUGAUUGAUUAAACUUCAUCUGAUGUGUUUGUAGUCAUGUGAACAAAAUGAUGUGAGAGACACUACAUAUGGGUAUUUUGAGCACAGGAGAGCUAAAUUAUAUACAUUUUGUAUUUAAUUAAGGAUUUUAAAAAUCAACCUAAAAGUUUUUUUUUAUCAGUUUCUCAUUUGUAUGAUUAUAGGUUUACAUUUGUUACAGAAAAGGUGUUGCAGACAGAAAGAAGAGUGUUUGUUUUUUAAAUUCCUACCUUAAGUGACAGUUCACCUAAAAUUAAACCUCCUCAAAGAGAAACCUGUAACAAUGGGGCAUAUGCACACAGACUUUUAAUGCCUGCCAGCCAGCCUCAUGGCUUCCGGUUAACUGUUUUUGCCAUUAUAAGAUUGCCACGUUAUAGGUUAAGGACUUUCUUUAAAAGUCAGUGAUCUUCAAUGCCAGAGAGAUAUACAAUAUAUAGUGAGCCUUAGACCAAACAUGAAGCACUGCAUUAAAUUCCAUUUCACCCCACCAUGUCUUUUAAAUAUGAGUUUAUUUUACCCCAGUAUUUUCAAUAGAGUUUCAGCAGUAGCCUGCUGAUC
Molecule: messenger RNA, 3393 nt
Organism: Danio rerio (zebrafish)
Lineage: Eukaryota; Metazoa; Chordata; Actinopteri; Cypriniformes; Danionidae
Source: RefSeq, a predicted model, not a curated record